AUGCUGAAAGUGACCAGCCGGCUGCUGAGCCUGAGAAGCCCGAUAUGUGUCACCCCGAGCCGGGGUACGGUGAUUGUAGAGCGUUGGUACAAUGUCCCCCUGGCUAAGAAGGGGAGGAGCCAUACCUGCACCCGCGACGUCACCGGAUCUACCGCAUGGUGGAGGACACGAAGCACCGGGAGAAGGAGAAGAUGGAGCUGAUCCUGACCCGGUCCAUACAAAAGCUCGGCAGUCGCGGUGACACGGUGCUGGUGGACAAAGCGCUGGGCCGGAAUAAACUUCUGCCGCAGGGAUUCGCCGUUUACCCCUCCCCCGAGAACAAGAAGAUGUUUGAAAGCGAUAAGAUGACGAAAACGUCAGUGACGGCCAUCGAACCCCAGCAGUCCUGGAGCGGUGAGAAGACUGUAAACCUCCUGAAGCAUUCCCGUCUGGAGGUGAGAAUGAGAGAGGAAUCGGGAUGGACGCUGACCAAAGAGAUCGUAGCGCGCCAAUUCCUGAGAAACAUGGAUGUGGUGGUCCCCUUGGAGGUUCUGAAGAUCCCAGAGGAACCAAUUACCACCCUUGGAGAGUAUUGGUGCGAAGUCACGGUGAACGGAAUAGACACGGUCCGGGUCCCGGUGGACGUGGUGAUGUUCGAUGGACCUCGCAGCAGACGCUACCGGAGUUGGUUGUCCAGACAAGCAGCCGCGGGAUGUCCUGCCACCAAGCCGCCAGCAGAGGGCAGAAAACACGCCAGAAUCCACAGCCAG
Molecule: messenger RNA, 749 nt
Organism: Staurois parvus
Lineage: Eukaryota; Metazoa; Chordata; Amphibia; Anura; Ranidae
Source: the annotation of a GenBank genome assembly